Messenger RNA from Patella vulgata (common limpet), 2885 nucleotides. RefSeq names its product calumenin-A. The transcript is spliced from 8 exons. The record is from RefSeq and is a predicted model, not a curated record. Gene Ontology annotation, molecular function: calcium ion binding. NCBI's taxonomy places the organism in Eukaryota, Metazoa, Mollusca, Gastropoda, Patellidae. Gene Ontology annotation, cellular component: endoplasmic reticulum. Bases 209 to 1225 code for a protein of 338 amino acids.
AUUGGCUGUAAAAUCUAGUGGCGAAUCGGUUAAGAGCUGGCACUAAAUUGGCCACGCUGGCAGAUCGGUGUGAAAGUGUAUAAAUUGCAUCAGUUGGCUUUGUCUUGUAGGUUAUUAUUCAUUAAAAAGUCAAUAUUUGUACGGGUUAAUUUGCAGCUGAUACCAACUACAAUUCAAUAGCUUGGAUUGGUCAAACGUUUCUUUCACCAUGGUGGUCUUGAAAAAGAAAGAGAUGAUGCAAUGUUAUACAUUUUUCUUGCUAAUCAUAGUAGUUGUAGCAUCAGCUAUACCAACUAAAGCUGAUGACCAGAAGAAACGGGUCAAAGAAAAGUCUCUCAGUGAUGCAAGUCAUUCAGAAGAUGGAGAACAUAACAACGACUAUGAUCAUGAAGCAUUUCUAGGUAAAGAAGAGCGACAGACAUUUGAUCAACUUUCACCAGAAGAAAGUCGAGACAGAUUAGGAAAAAUAUUUGAAAAAAUUGAUAAAAAUUCUGAUGGUUUUGUAUCUGAAGAUGAAUUAAAAGAUUGGAUACAGUAUGUACAGAAACGUUAUAUUACAACAGACACAGAAAGAAUGUGGAAAGAUUAUGAUAUAUCUGAUACAAAUGAAAUUACCUGGAAUGCUUAUAUGAAAAGAACAUAUGGUUAUGGAGAUGCUGGAGAGCCUAAAGAAGGUGAUCCUGUAUAUGAAUACCGUGAUAUGAUCACUAGAGAUAAAAGAAGAUGGGAAAGAGCCGAUGGUAAUAAUGAUGAUAAAUUAAAUAAAGAAGAAUUUAGCAACUUUUUACAUCCUGAAGAUGCCGAACAUAUGAGAGAGAUAGUAGUUCUUGAAACAUUAGAAGAUAUAGAUAAAGAUAAAGAUGGUUUUAUUAGUGUAGAAGAAUAUAUAGCUGAUAUUUAUGACGAGGCAGACGAAGAUGACGAUGAGGAAGAUGGACACCAUGAAGGGGGUGAACCUGAGUGGGUUCAAGCUGAACGAGAUCAAUUUGCUAACACCCGAGAUAAAAAUGGUGAUGGUAAAUUGAACAAGGAAGAAAUUAGAGAUUGGAUUAUUCCCGAAGAUUACGACCACGUUUCGGCAGAAGUGGAACAUCUUAUCCACUCUUCUGAUGAAGAUAAGGAUGGAAGGUUAACUAAGCAAGAGAUUUUAGAUAAGCAUGACUUGUUUGUUGGAAGUCAAGCUACAGAUUUCGGUGAGGCUCUCACAAGACAUGAUGAGUUUUAAAUCCGCAGAAAGUAGGAGUAUCAAAUUAAAUCCGAACUAUGUGUGAAUGUGAACAGUACAUAUUAUUUUGCGUACAGUAGGAGUGAAUCUGAACUAGGGUAAUUGCCUUUAUGAAAAUAAAAGAGUGAUAGAUCUAGUUAUAACUUCAAUGUGUGAGACAGUGGAGUCAUUGGUGAAUAAAAACAGUAUUUUGCCGUUUAGCACCAAAAUUUUGAACAGUUGUGGGCUAGAUCUAUGAGUACUUUACUGAUCAAAGAUAUCUUACUGCAUGAACCACUUAUCAGUAUUUUGAUUGGUAGAAGAACAAGAAUAAUGGCAGAAUUCCAUUUAAUUUUUUUUUAUUUUUUGUAAAAGAAUUAGAAUUGUCCGUUAAUUUCUUUUAUAAAGAAUUUAUGCCUCUUUAUUGAUCAGGUACUUGUAACUUUUAUAUCCAAGAUAUAUUAAUGAGGGUGGGAAUAAGUGAGUUGUCUGCCCUUCUUAUUUAUUUUGCAUUGUGAAGAUUUAGGGUACCGGUAGUGUUGAGGAAAUAUGUAGAUUUUUUGUUUUUCAACAGUUUACUACUGCCAUUCAUUCCAAUCUUUCUGAAAUCUUGUGUUCAAUUUGUUGUGGGAAAAGAGCUUUUUAUGAUAAUUCUUGAUUCUGUAGAUGGACUAAAUUCACCAUAUUAUUUAAUUAAAUAAAUGCAAGUGUCGGCACAAAAUGUUGCAGAUUAUCCAUAAUGUUAAGGGCAGACAACUUAAAUUAUUCCGCUUUUAGUUUUAUAUAUGGAGUGAAAUAUGUACAUAUUACUAGUCAUACAAUUAAGCAUUAGAUUCAUUAAAAAAGAACUAAAAUCUUAUCCCUGUAUUCAUAUCUUGAAUGAUAAAACUAUAUCAAUAAUACUCAAACCUGAUAGAGUAAGCAGUAUAUGCACUUAAUUUAUCUUAAUCUUCCAUUGCUUUUAUUUUUUAACCAUUGUAUGGAUUAUUCUUUAUAUUUUCUAUGGUGCUUUUUUGGUUGUUUGAAGAUGGUGAAUAAUUAUAUCAGUUUAAGAAUUAUGAAACUAAACGUACUUAUAUAGAUAUAGAUCUUAAAUAAUAUAUAAUGGCAUGAGUAUACCAUUUUAACUAGAAAUCACAAGGUGGUGUGACAAUGAACAAACACAUCGAACAUAGCAAUAUAUAUAUAUAUAUAUUAAAGUAACACACAGCAGUUUUAUCGCCUCUGAUGAAAUUUUUUAAAUUGGUAUUGAUGAUUCCACGGUUUUACCUUCAAAAAGGUAUAGCUACUCGACAAUCCGUUUUAUUUCCAGUCCAUAAAGAAUGAUAUGUGUGAGGAACGAGAGACCCAAUCCAUAGCUGUUUGAUUAUGCUUUGUAAUACUAUGAUGGGGGAAUUGCUCUUCAAUGUGUAUAAUAUUUCUGGUGUAGAAAGUCAAGCUUUUCAUUCAAUUUUUUGUAAAGAAAUAUAAAUCACAUACAUGUACAAGCUGCAUCUUUUUGGGAGAAAAUUUAAGAUUGUUCUAAUAGUAGUUAUUUAGUAAUAGAUUUAUUCAUUUGGUUAAAAAGUGUUCAUUAUUAUGCCAACUUGUAUAUAUUUCACUAAACUGUAGUUUUGUUAAAGUCUUUUUUUACAUGUGUUUCAUUAAAAAAGGAAAAUAAAAGAUUGUUUAUUUCAAAUGA